GCAUGCGCAGUGAGAGCGGUCGCUUCAGGGUAGCAUGAAGUUGAGUUUGUUCAUUGCUCUUUGAAUUAAAAACAUUAUCAUCUAAUUCUAUCAUAUCGUUGUAAUUAUUAUAAGUAUUAUAUCGCAGCUAUAUAAAGGCGUUUACAGGAAGAAGAGGGAAGAAAUACAAAGCGGAAUGAAUCAGUUUGAACAUUUAAAGGAGGAAGACUGUGGUGAGGAGGAGGAGAUGAAGGACAGUAAUGAGAGCGACGGAGGAUCAAUCAACAACAACAACAACAACAUCAGACGCAAGACGGUGACCCCCGGCGCAGGCGAGCACCCGCUGCAGUAUAACUACACGUUCUGGUAUUCGCGCCGGACCCCCAGCAGACCCGCUAACACACAGAGCUACGAGCAGAACAUCAGACAGAUGGGGACGGUGGCGUCGGUGGAGCAGUUCUGGAAGCUCUACAGUCACCUGGUGCGACCCGGAGACCUGACGGGACACAGCGACUUCCACCUCUUCAAAGAGGGAAUCAAACCUAUGUGGGAGGACGAGGCCAAUAAGAACGGAGGGAAGUGGAUCAUCCGGCUGAGGAAGGGUCUGGCGUCUCGUUUCUGGGAGAACAUCAUCCUGGCCAUGCUGGGCGAGCAGUUCAUGGUGGGCGAGGAGAUCUGCGGGGUGGUGGUGUCCAUCCGCUUCCAGGAGGAUAUUCUGUCCAUCUGGAAUAAAACGGCCAAGGAUCAGGUGACCACGUCACGGAUACGAGACACACUGCGGCGCGUGCUCAACCUGCCCCCCAACACCAUCAUGGAGUACAAGACACACAACGACAGUCUCAAAGAUAAUUCCAGCUUCAGGAACACCAAGAUCGCUUUGUGAAAACCUGGAAAUAAUAUUCAUAUGGACACUUUCCCCUUUACACCAGCAGCAGCCGGUGCUUCAGACAGACUGUGUGUGUGUGUGUGUGUGUGUGUGUGUGUGUGUGAGACAGUGUGUGUGAGGACGUCGUCCUGUAACAUUCCUUCAGUUUCCUUCAGUGUUUUAUUCCUCAGUAACAGGUUACAUCAGAUUCAGUGUGUGUGUGUGAGACUGUGUGUGUGUGAGACUGUGUGUGUGACAUGAUUAAAGACAUUGUCUGCAGUUUAGUUCAAUUCUUGUUUAUUUGUAUGUUUUUUCAAAUACAGUUCAUUUCAAAGCAGGGUCUUUUCCAUUAAGGAACAAUUCUUAGCACCACUUUAAUAAUUGUCUGUGUUGUCUUUAAUGUCCAAUUCUUGUAUUUAACCAAUUAACUGUUGCCAAUAACAACUGAUUGUUUAAAAUUGUAUCUUAAUUAGCAUUUAAAAACUUUUGGGAUCAGUAAGAUUUUCGUUACUUUUUAAAUAAGUCUCUUCUGCUCACCAAGGCUGCAUUUAUUUGAUCAGAAAUACA
This is a messenger RNA of Carassius carassius (crucian carp), 1411 nucleotides long. Its product is annotated as eukaryotic translation initiation factor 4E type 2-like. The coding region runs from base 176 to 862 and encodes 228 amino acids. Gene Ontology annotation, molecular function: RNA 7-methylguanosine cap binding; translation initiation factor activity. Gene Ontology annotation, biological process: translational initiation. Gene Ontology annotation, cellular component: eukaryotic translation initiation factor 4F complex; cytoplasm. NCBI's taxonomy places the organism in Eukaryota, Metazoa, Chordata, Actinopteri, Cypriniformes, Cyprinidae. The transcript has 7 exons. The record is from RefSeq and is a predicted model, not a curated record.